Molecule: messenger RNA, 1353 nt
Organism: Stylophora pistillata
Lineage: Eukaryota; Metazoa; Cnidaria; Anthozoa; Scleractinia; Pocilloporidae
Product: uromodulin
Molecular function (GO): calcium ion binding
Source: RefSeq, a predicted model, not a curated record
AUGGCCUAUUUUGAUGAAUGCGAAACAACCUCUAGCAAAUGUCAUUUAAACGGUACUUGUAAUAACACACACGGAUCAUAUGUUUGCGCAUGCAAACCUGGAUAUACUGGAGAUGGAAAGAAUUACAUUGAUGAGUACAAAACUAACGCCUGCCAUCAGAACGCCAUGGGCCCGUACAUCUGCACUUGUAGUCCUGGAUACCUUGGAGAUGCCGAUCCUUGCAAAAAUUACAAAACCCUGAGUGACGCCACGAGAAACGAAAAACAGACUAACGGUCUAGCGUCUUGUGAUGACCAACUCCCUGAGAAUAACCCUGGGGAAUGGUAUCGUUUUAUGAGUGAUGCUGGAACAAAAAUGCCAGUAACACGUGUGGAACCAUACCACUGUGGGACAAACUGGUCAGGAUGGCCAAAAGGUGCUCAUCCUACAGUUGAAGAUGGUGAAGUUUCCAGGACGUCUGAUGAGCAGCCUGUUUAUCUGGUCAAGUGGCGAGGUUGGGGGUCCGAACACAACACGUGGGAGUCAGAAUCCCACAUUUUGGAUCACGGUCUUUUACGUACAGAGGAAGAUGUUGAAAGUUCCAGGAAGGUCUGCUUUAGUGAUAAAUUUACGGAUUGCAAACACUCAAUAGAGAUUUCUGUGAAAAACUGUGGAGCCUACUUUAUCUACAAACUUCCUAGCCCAUCAGUUUGUAAUACACGUUACUGUGAGCUACCAAAAACGGGUACAACAGAGUACAGCAGUACAACAGAGUACAGCAGUACAACAGAGUACAGCAGUGCAACAGAGUACAGCAGUGCAACAGAGUACAGCAGUGCAACAGAGUACAGCAGUGCAACAGAGUACAGCAGUCCAACUGAGUACAGCAGUACAACUGAGUACAGCAGUACAACAGAGUACAGCAGUGCAACAGAGUACAGCAGUGCAACAGAGUACAGCAGUGCAACAGAGUACAGCAGUGCAACAGAGUACAGCAGUGCAACAGAGUACAGCAGUGCAACAGAGUACAGCAGUGCAACAGAGUACAGCAGUGCAACAGAGUACAGCAGUGCAACAGAGUACAGCAGUGCAACAGAGUACAGCAGUGCAACAGAGUACAGCAGUGCAACAGAGUACAGCAGUGCAACAGAGUACAGCAGUGCAACAGAGUACAGCAGUGCAACAGAGUACAGCAGUGCAACAGAGUACAGCAGUGCAACAGAGUACAGCAGUGCAACAGAGUACAGCAGUGCAACAGAGUACAGCAGUGCAACAGAGUACAGCAGUGCAACAGAGUACAGCAGUGCAACAGAGUACAGCAGUGCAACAGAGUACAGCAGUGCAACAGAGNCACUGUCAGCAUUACUGUCAUAG